CUGCCGCCGCCGCCGCCGCGAGGCAGAGGAAGCGCCCUCGUUGGGCGGCCCAGCCCCGGAGCUCUCGAGACACCCAAAGGAAAGACCAGCAGCGGGACGGAGGCCUCCGGGAGGCGAACUGGCGAUUGCUUCCUUCCGUGAGCUUCACAACAGCCCCGCAGGGUCGGCCAAGGCCAACUGCGCCCCCGCAUGGCCACGGCAGCUCGGCUCCCUUCUUCCGCCCGCGGCCGCCCCUUUGGGCCAGCGGGCGUUCCCGGCGCUGCCCUGGUGGCCAAUGGCAGCGCGCCCCAGGUCCGUUUCCAGGACGCCGCGCCCCCUGCGCGCCCCCAUUGGGCGGAUCGAACGCGAGCGCGGCGCCGAUUGGCUGAGCCGCCCUCGCUUUGCAACAUUCAAACUUCGGCCGCUGCGGAGAAGGAGCCGGGCGAGCCGCCGCAGGAAGCAGCCGCCGCAGCCCCCGCCCCGCCCCCCGAGUGGCCCACCAUGGCUUCGCAGAACACCGACCCCGCCGCCGGCGCCUCGGCGGCCACCGCCCCACGGAAGGCGGCCGAGCCUGGCAGCGGCCCCGCCCGCGGCUCGGUCCGCAGCAGGCUGCAGCAGGAGCUGAUGACCCUCAUGAUGUCUGGAGAUAAAGGGAUCUCUGCCUUUCCUGAGUCAGACAAUCUGUUCAAGUGGAUUGGGACCAUUGAUGGAGCAACUGGAACGGUGUAUGAGGACCUCAGGUACAAGUUGUCUUUGGAGUUUCCCAGUGGCUACCCCUACAAUGCCCCCACUGUCAAAUUCCUCACCCCCUGCUACCACCCCAACGUGGACCUGCAGGGGAACAUCUGUCUAGAUAUCCUCAAGGACAAGUGGUCGGCCCUCUAUGAUGUCCGGACCAUCCUGCUCUCCAUCCAGAGCCUGUUGGGAGAGCCCAACAUCGAGAGCCCCCUCAACAUGGAUGCUGCAGAGCUCUGGAAGAACCAGCCAGCCUACAAGAAGCGCCUCCAUGAGUGCUACGCAAAGCAAGUGAAGAGCCAGGACACCUGAUCCCGCCUGCUGUGCCCACCCUGGGGGUGCGAGUUCUUCCCCUCCCUCUCCCGAGUCUUUGUCUGCUCUGUAUAUGAAUGUCACGCUGUAUUAUAGGCCCCUUUUUAAAUUUUAUUUGGCAUUUCGCCCUGCUGGUUAAUGUAUAAAUAAACCGUGGAUUUGUGUUUUUUCUAAA
This is a messenger RNA of Hemicordylus capensis (graceful crag lizard), 1201 nucleotides long. RefSeq names its product ubiquitin conjugating enzyme E2 C (gene UBE2C). NCBI's taxonomy places the organism in Eukaryota, Metazoa, Chordata, Lepidosauria, Squamata, Cordylidae. The record is from RefSeq and is a predicted model, not a curated record. Bases 190 to 1026 code for a protein of 278 amino acids. The transcript is spliced from 6 exons.